Messenger RNA from Beauveria bassiana ARSEF 2860, 660 nucleotides. RefSeq lists its product as uncharacterized. Bases 1 to 660 code for a protein of 219 amino acids. The transcript has a single exon. The record is from RefSeq and is a predicted model, not a curated record. NCBI's taxonomy places the organism in Eukaryota, Fungi, Ascomycota, Sordariomycetes, Hypocreales, Cordycipitaceae.
AUGCGCUUCAACCACUCAUUCUCGUUCCUCGCCCUCCUCGGGAUGCCGGCCCUCUCCGUCGCCACCGUGAUCGCCCGUGCCGACACCCGCUUCGGCGUCAAGCACUGGUACGGCGCCUUCUGGGACACCCACGCUCCCUGCGGCCGUGCCAGUGGCAAGGCGCCAAAGUGCCACCCCACCAAGGAGCAGUCGCUCGCGCUGCUCUGGGACCAGCUCGACAGCGCCUUUGACCAGCUCUGCCGCGACAUCACCUGUUCGGGCUCCUUUGACGUCAUGUAUCCCGGCUACAAAUGCAAGUCCGGCACACUCGGCCCCAUUGAGGCUUUCACCUUGCGCAUCGACUCCGUCUACGCCCCGGCCGACCGCGACGCCAUCAAGGCGACCUACUUGAGCACGCUGCGCAGCCUCAACAACCAGACUAGCGACUGCGAAUUCUGGGACGGCUAUAAUGUCAACCAGAUCCGUGUCGACUUUCCCACCGACAUUAACAUUAUUGUCAAGGAGACCAAAAAGGGCCCGGAGCGCUCCGCGCUGCACAUUAUGCUCGACAACCGCGGCGAGAGCAACUGCCGGAAAACCGACAGGAUGUGGAAGGCCAACAACGACACCAUUCCCGGUGGUUCCCUCUUUGGCCCCAUUCACAAGGGCAUUUGCUAUUAA